AUGAAUGCUUGUCAGUAAUUUCCGGCGCCAGGCGGAAGACGACGAGGUAGCUUCAUUGAGGUGAAGCUGCCAGCCUGUUUGCUUUUUGCUGCUGUUGGAAAGGAUACCUGAAGACGCGUUACAAUGGCGGAAGGUUCGGAGAGAGCGGAUGGCAGGAUCGUUAAAAUGGAGGUGGAUUAUAGCGCUACUGUGGAUCAGCGGUUGCCGGAAUAUGAGAAAAUGGCACGAGAAGGAAGACUUCAGGAAGCCAUUGAAAAUCUUUUGUCUUUAGAAAAACAGACCAGAACGGCUUCAGAUAUGAUUUCUACAUCUAGGAUUCUGGUUGCUAUAGUACAGAUGUGCUAUGAAGCAAAAGAGUGGGAUUCACUGAAUGAAAAUAUAAUGCUGUUAUCCAAGAGAAGAAGUCAACUGAAACAGGCUGUUGCAAAGAUGGUACAGGAGUGUUACAAGUACGUAGAAGAUAUCCCAGACCUGUCAGUUAAGCUGAAACUCAUUGAUACACUGCGCACCGUUACAGCUGGAAAGAUCUAUGUUGAAAUUGAACGAGCUCGGCUGACACGGAUCUUGGCUAAUAUUAAAGAACAAAGUGGUGAGGUGAAGGAAGCCGCUGCAAUCCUACAGGAAUUACAGGUGGAAACAUACGGUUCUAUGGAGAAGAAGGAAAAGACAGAGUUUAUCUUGGAGCAAAUGAGGUUGUGCAUUGCCGUAAAGGAUUAUAUCCGAACUCAGAUCAUUAGCAAGAAGAUUAAUACGAAGUUCUUCCAAGAGGAAGGAACUCAGGAACUGAAGUUAAAAUACUACAACCUAAUGAUUCAAGUGGAUCAACAUGAGGGGUCUUACCUUUCAAUUUGUAAGCACUACCGUGCUAUUUAUGACACUCCAUGCAUCCAGGAAGACAGUGCUAAAUGGCAACAGGCUUUGAAAAGUGUUGUUCUUUAUGUGAUCCUCUCACCAUAUGACAAUGAACAGUCUGAUCUGGUGCACAGAAUUAACAAGGACAAAAAACUAGAAGAAAUUCCCAAAUACAAGGAUCUUCUGAAGCAGUUUAUCACCAUGGAGCUAAUGCGUUGGACCACCUUGGUGGAGGAUUAUGGCAAGGAACUCAGGGAGGGCUCUCCAGACAGCCCUGCUACAGAUGUUUUUGCCUACACAGAAGAAGGAGAGAAGAGAUGGAAAAACUUAAAAAAUAGAGUUGUAGAACAUAAUAUUAGGAUAAUGGCCAAGUACUACACAAGAAUUACCAUGAAGCGUAUGGCAGCACUUUUGGACUUGUCAGUUGAUGAAUCUGAGGAAUUUUUGUCCUGUCUAGUGGUAAGCAAAACAAUCUAUGCAAAGGUUGACCGCUUGGCUGGAAUCAUCAAUUUCCAGAGGCCAAAGGACCCCAAUGACAUUCUCAAUGACUGGUCUCAUAAACUGAAUUCAUUAAUGGCAUUGGUCAACAAAACAACACAUCUGAUUGCCAAAGAAGAAAUGAUUCACAAUUUGCAAUGAGAAAAGUGAGAAUAUUUGCUCUCCACCGUGCUCUUGAAGCCUGGGAAUCCAUGGAUUAAAGUGAACUCUAGUCUUCAUAGCUGACAUUGUAACUCGGGUUCAGUAUGCUGCUGGACACGGACAGGAAAAAAUUAGUUGCUGUACUCAGCAACUCCUUAGCAUGACUUUGAAGAACGUCUACAGAAAUGUGGCCUGUCAGUGAUAAGCCAGUUUUCACAAAGAUUUUUAUUUUGUUUGUUGGUUUGCAAUAUGCAACAUCGGUUACAUCUCUGCUGUAGCUGUAAAGGAUUCUUCUUUUGCAUCAUGUGAUCUGCAGACUGACUAGUCUGUAUUAAAAAAAAGAAAAAAAAUAUAUACUUGUAUCAACCCAUGCGGACUUGGCAUGAAUCAGUUACAAGAAAGCCAUCUCUAAACAUUGCAGCAAAAAAAAAAAAAAAAAACAUUGGUCAAUAAAUGUUAUCUCAGACCAAGUAUCCAGAUGUGUUUCCAG
Messenger RNA from Erpetoichthys calabaricus (reedfish), 1981 nucleotides. RefSeq names its product proteasome 26S subunit, non-ATPase 12 (gene psmd12). The transcript has 11 exons. Lineage: Eukaryota; Metazoa; Chordata; Cladistia; Polypteriformes; Polypteridae. Gene Ontology annotation, cellular component: nuclear proteasome complex; cytoplasm; proteasome regulatory particle, lid subcomplex. Bases 124 to 1491 code for a protein of 455 amino acids. The record is from RefSeq and is a predicted model, not a curated record.